GCAGACAGCUUGCAGCUUCAAGGUCACUGUUCCAUUGUCUUCAACCUCUGCAUAACUGGAUUCUGGAACCAAAAACAGAUCGGCAUGCUAUAUUCAACGGGAUUGCUCCAGUUUUCCUAAAUCCUUCUCUCUUAGUUUCAAUAUUCGAAUCUAAGAUCUUCAUUUGAAGUUCUGAGAUCUUAAUGAAUUCCUUAAUCAUAGAGCAUGCACACAAUCAAUAAAGUUCUAAAAUGAAUAAACAGUAAGACAAUGUCAUGAGUAACUAAUGAAACUAUAUAGUUACCACCUUCCAGAAAAUGCUGCUCAAGAGAAUCUUCCUCAUUUCGUUUCUGCAUGGAUCUUUCAUAUAUAUACUUGACAGAAAUUAAUUAACAUUUCCAUACCUAACUAAUUGAAUUCUGUGAGAAUUUAACUCUUUCUGGUUUUGCCAUGGCACAGCAUGAUGAUCAUCUCUCUGUUACAUUAACAAUCACUGGUGGAAAGGUGGAACCCCAGAUCACAGAGCUGCAGGAUGAUCUCCACAUCAAGGACUAUAAUCUCCAGCCAUUUUCUGAAGUUGCUCUUUCCGUGGAACCAUACAACAAUGAUGAAAAAUUCACUAUUCAGGUGAUGCUUUCUGUUGACUGUUCUGAAAAUGUUAGGGUGCGAGAAACAAUGUCAGUGGCAAAAUUGAAGGGGAAAGUUGAGAAGCGUUUUGGUCCUGGAGAGUGCACUGCUUCGACUCGGUUGGGAGUGGUGAUGGAGGAUGACUUUCCACUCUCUGCAUAUUAUGUCAAUCCGAAUUUGCUGAUUGAAGUUACCAUUAAGAUUUGUUGGAGUUGUGGUGUCAAAGCUGCAGCAGUGGCAGCAAAUGGAAAGAAGUGAGAGCUGCAACAUGACUGCAAAAUAGCAGCAAAGUGACAGCACAAUAGAGCUUCACAUGGGCUACAAGAAAUGGCAGCAAACUUCAUCAUUUUAGUCAAUGUUUUAGGUAGUUAAUAAUUAUUGUAUAAAGUAGAAAAAUAUUAUUAUUUUGUGUAGCCUUCCUCUAUAAAAAGGAAGGAAGAAAUUGAGUGAAAAUUGACAGAAAGAGAAAGCAUGGUUUCUCCUCUCCGGUUGGGUGAAUGUCUGCACCCUUCCAUGUUUAUGGCUUAAUGUUCCAUGUUAUGUUGUGUUGUUUAUGGAAGAAAAUGAGUUCUGACCU
Rubroshorea leprosula is the source of this 1183-nucleotide messenger RNA. Lineage: Eukaryota; Viridiplantae; Streptophyta; Magnoliopsida; Malvales; Dipterocarpaceae. The record is from the annotation of a GenBank genome assembly.